Pyricularia pennisetigena is the source of this 789-nucleotide messenger RNA. RefSeq lists its product as uncharacterized. NCBI's taxonomy places the organism in Eukaryota, Fungi, Ascomycota, Sordariomycetes, Magnaporthales, Pyriculariaceae. The transcript is spliced from 2 exons. The record is from RefSeq and is a predicted model, not a curated record. The coding region runs from base 1 to 789 and encodes 262 amino acids.
AUGUGGAAAACCUCGCGGCUUCCAAUCCCCGAUCAUCGAUUUGACGAUAACAAUGUGUACAUUUCGUCCAGGAACCACGAACGUAUUACCAACGAAGCUAAGGCCUUACGUAUAGUAUUUGAAAAGACGCAGAUUCCUGUACCAAAGCUCCUUUGCCACGGCUCCCUUCCGGAUGGUCGGCGAUACCUUGUCACUGAGUUAAUCAAAGGUGUGCUCCUGGACGAGUUUCCACUCCGAGACUGCUCAAAGCCUGGAGAGCAGCGGCAUAUUGCCGAGGAAUCACCUUGUGCAAAAUGCCCAGAGGAGGCCUAUUCGAAUGCUACCAACUUUAUCAAGGACACCGUCCUGCCCCAAUUAAGCAACCUAAAGUCUCAAGCUCGUGGUAUUGACGGGUUCGUUAUGCCUCCUUCCUGGCUAAACCCGGAUAUUCAGCCGCCCUGGAAGGGCAAAACGACGUGGGAAUUUGUCCCUAUCCAGACAAACGCGUAUAUAUUCCAGCACGGCGAUCUGGCGGCCCACAAUAUCUUCAUGGAUCCGCAGUCUUUGCAACCAAUAGCGUUGAUUGAUUGGGAGUUUGCAGGCUUCUACCCAGUGGGCAUGGAAAGGUGGUCAGGAUCGUUAAAACUAGACCGCAAGCGCAGUUGUGGUCUAGCUGAUCCCAUAGCAAAGUUCCUCCCUGAUAAUUACUUGCAGUGCUACGACAGAUGGGAAAACAAGGCAAAAUUAGAUGUCCUGGUUGAGCAGGGUGAACUUUCGAAUCCACACCGACUUAGGUUUAACAAGAAAUGA